AAACUCUCAGACAAACUGCGCUUUACUACGAGCAGCACACAUGACAACAGAAACUAAGAAUGUGUGUGAGAGGGAGAGACUGACGGCUUUCGACUCGCGUCCCUUGAAAUAACCGCCGAGACUAAAACUCUCUUCUUCUUUCCUAUUUAUUUUUCGUGGAGGAGGAUUUUUUUUUUUGUACACAUCUAUGUAGAUUUUUUUUUUAUUUUUCAUUCGGUGAAAACGUGAAGAAGCGAAAAGCGUCGGGCAGGCUCGCUUAUGGAAAGAAGAAAAGACAAAAAAUAAACUCGCGCGCGCACGAGCGCUCACGCGCACGACUCGAGAGCAGCGGGUCGUGGGCUCGGUGCACGGACAGAGGAGCCGUCCACCCCCCCCCCACCCCACCCGGUUUAAAAGUGUCCCGGAGAGACUCGGCCCGGAGAGGACGGGACAGGAGCAGUGGGGAGCUGCUGACUGCGGAGCGAAUGAGGACGAAACCCUGAGCUCCGUCUCUCCAGACCUCCGUGGCGCUGCGGGGGGGUGGAGGGUGGAGGGGGGCGACGUUGUCGGAUGUGCACCCGGCCCUGGAGGCCCGUGGCCCGGCCGCGGGGAUGGCAGCCUCUGCCCUGAACCUCAACGGCCUCGGAGUCAUGAACAGCAGCAAUCAGUUUCACUCCCAGCCCGGCGCCUCUAGUGCCACCUCCCGACCCAGAACCAGUCCAGCGGGUCGCCCCGUGCUGCCGGUCCCGGAUCGCGGCACCUACUGUCAGUUACUGGGCGGGGGAGCGGCGGGCGGAGGCCUCUGCAGCCCGACCAGCCCGAAGACGAGCCCUCGCUCCCCGGGACGGACCUUCGCCUUCCCCCCCGCGUCCUCGCUCUCCCCCGGCCCCCCCGCCCGCUCCCCCUCCCCCCGCAGCCCGGAGCUCCUGGGAGUCAACGUGGGCCGGCGGGUCCGGCGGCUGAGCUCGUCCGGCGGCGGGGAGGACCGAGGGGAAGGAGACAGCCCGGAGGAGAGGGGAGGGGCGGAGGCGGCCGAAGGGGAGAGGAGGGAGGAGAGGAGGCGCCAGGCGCAGCAGCUGCAGAUACACAGGGAGCUGCAGAACGUGGAGGUCAGGGGAAAAGUGGGCAUUUUCGAGGCACACAUUUCGGGAAUCCGCGCCCAGGUGCUGAACACCGAGCUGCAGCGCAGCCCUCGCUCCCCGAGGCGCUCAAACAACGCGGCGCCCGAGGGCCCGAUGACCCCCCCGCCGGAGAGCAGCCUUCUCUGGGUCGUCCCAAAUGGAAGAGGAAGGGAGGAAGAAACUGCCACCGCGGGAGAGAGGAGUGAAGGAGGAGGAGGAGGAGGAGGAGGCGAAGGGGCCGAAGGGGACGACGGCGCCACGAAAGCGGGCCCGGAAAACCAGACACCCAUCGGCGAUCAGAAUGGCCGCCGCUCGCUCGCAACAACGCAAACCCCCGGUUUGGACGGGCCGCCCGUCGCCCGGGGUUCCCUCGAGACGCUAAACCCGAACGCGUCGGUGGCCGGGGAGGAAAAACGAGGAGGGGGGGACGCAGGCGGGGGAGACAACAGACAAGUGUUGGGAGACGAGAGGGAGCCGACGCGGGGAGGCGUGAGAGAGGAGAGAGAGGAGUUGCAGCUCCGGACACAGGCCAACAGGUCGGAGGAUUACCCAGAAUUCAAUGCUCUCCCUCCGACGCGACGCGAAGUGAGCCCCCCCCCCCGUUUGCCGGACCCCGACCACACCUCGGGCCACUGCCCCUGCGCCCCCCCCUCCAUCCCCGCCGUCAUCGUCACGGACCACGGUCUGGAAGGCCAGGCCGGGGCUUGCGAAGGCCCCGGCUCGGACCAGGGCCUCGGGUGCAGCCCCAGCCCCGGUUCAAGCCCCGUCCCCGGGGCAAACUUCUCCACCCACUCCCUCAGGAAGCUGUCGUCCUCCUCCGCCUCCUCGGCCGGUUUCUCCUCUUCCUGGGAAGAGUCGGAGGAGGACAUUUCCAGUGACACAGAGAAAGGGGAGCAGCUUCUCAACCCUGCGACCCUCACCUCUCAACAGAAAGCACACAAGUCUUGGAAGAAGAUUAAGAACAUGGUCCACUGGUCGCCGUUUGUCAUGUCCUUCAAGAAGAAAUACCCCUGGAUACAACUGGCGGGACACGCAGGGAGCUUCAAGGCCGGAGCCAACGGACGAAUAUUAAAAAAACACUGUGAAUGUGAGCAGCGCUGCUUGUCCCUCCUCAUGAGGGACGUGCUGCGCCCGUACGUCCCCGGUUACCACGGAGACGUGGAGAAGGACGGCCAGAAAUACAACCAGAUGGAGGAUCUGCUGGCCGAGUUCGACUUCCCUUGUGUGAUGGACUGCAAGAUGGGAGUGAGGACCUACCUCGAGGAAGAGCUGACCAAAGCUCGUAAGAAGCCCUCCCCGAGGCCCGACAUGUAUCAGAAGAUGGUGGAGGUGGAACCGGAGGCGCCGACGCCGGAGGAAACCCUCCAGAAAGUGGUGACCAAGCCCAGGUACAUGCAGUGGAGGGAGACCAUCAGCUCGACGGCCACCCUGGGAUUCAGGAUAGAGGGAGUGAAGAAGGAGGACGGGACAGUGAACCGAGAUUUUAAGAAGACGAAGACAAGGGACCAAGUUACUGCGGCCUUCCAGGACUUUGUCAAAGGAAACAAGGACAUACUGAACGUUUAUCUGAGCAGGCUGGAGGAAAUCCGCGACACUCUGGAGAUCUCCCCGUUCUUCAAGACCCACGAGGUGAUCGGCAGCUCUCUGCUAUUCGUUCACGACAGCAAAGGAAGGGCCAAAGUCUGGAUGAUCGACUUCGGGAAGACCACACCUCUGUCCGAGGGGGACGAGCUGACCCACCGAGCGCCGUGGGUCGAGGGCAACAGAGAGGACGGCUACCUCUACGGGCUCGACAGCAUGCUGGACAUCAUUGUCUCCAUGGUGAACUCUGAGACCUGAGGGCCGACGGGGGGGGGGGACGCGACCAAACACACUUCCUGGCUCGAGGAUUUACCGCUAAGACGUGACGUUUCCCCUCGUGUCGGAAACUCUCCGUUAACAAUACCCGGACAGGUCCGCUCAUGGACGCAACCCAACGGCGCCGCUGCGGAUUUCAGGUUCUUUUUCCUCUUCGCCCGUCAUCCGCUGCAUUUUCACUGAAGGAGAAAUUCAUCCAAAUUGAAGUGCAAGGCCGGUGAUAUUUUAAACGUUUUGUUACAAAUUCCCCCCCCCCAAAAAAAGACCAGAAAGGAGUAUCUGUUUUUGGUGUCUCAAUAUUUAUCCAGUCCGUCUGUGUCUCUCAGCCCAAAAGCCAAUUUGUUUCUGCUCAAGAUUGGAUUAUAAAAUUGGAUUAUGAAUAUAUGCUUUCAUAAAUAAAAGACUAAAUCAUUUUCGAAAGCAGCUGUUAGCAAAAACUACUCAAUAAGGAGGAAAUCGUGUGUUUUGGUCUUUUUGUGGAAUUUGUUGAUAUUAAUAACAAAAAAACCUAAAGAAAAUAUCCCCAGAAUUAUCCUUUAAAGCCACUAUGUGAGGAAUUCGAACAUUUCAAACAGAGGACGCAGACGUCUUUUUAUUCUAUUAACAGUUGCGCGCUAACGUUAGCAUAGCACAAACCACGAAAACGCUACCCGGUCAUUAGGUCAAAAAGCUUCUAUGCUCCCAGUUCUGAGUCAAACUCAGUGGACCCGGUGACUCCAGGGCGCUCCUUGAAGAAAUAAAGCGAGGCGGCGCUCAGCAACACUUCGCCUUAAGAAAACACUCGCAGAAAGAGCCCCCCCCCCCCCCCCCACCCCGGGGGCUGUAGGUGCUGUGAGCACAAGAGAAUUGUAGCUGUAGUGGCUUUAAAAAAGUGCACGUUCAAACUCCCAUAUUCCACUUUAAACAUUAUGCUCUGUAAACUAGAUGUAAAUGAAUCAAAGUCAAACUGCAUAUCUUACUUAGUUUAUCAUGGGCUCAAUUCCACGGGAUAGUUUGUGUCUUUUUUUUUUUUUUUUAAACACAAUUUCAGCACAUUGCCCCCGUCUUUUUAAAAAGUAAUCUGCACUUGAUUUCUCUGUCCACCUCUUAAGAGUCGUUAUCGUUGGAGUGUGAGAUCUUUCACAGUGGGGGAAAAAAAAAAAUAA
Messenger RNA from Pungitius pungitius (ninespine stickleback), 4102 nucleotides. It is a transcript of the gene itpkb, whose product is annotated as inositol-trisphosphate 3-kinase B. Gene Ontology annotation, cellular component: cytoplasm; nucleus. Lineage: Eukaryota; Metazoa; Chordata; Actinopteri; Perciformes; Gasterosteidae. The record is from RefSeq and is a predicted model, not a curated record. Gene Ontology annotation, molecular function: inositol tetrakisphosphate kinase activity; inositol-1,4,5-trisphosphate 3-kinase activity. Gene Ontology annotation, biological process: inositol phosphate biosynthetic process. The transcript is spliced from 12 exons. The coding region runs from base 591 to 2939 and encodes 782 amino acids.